AACUGAACAGGUAUUUUGGGGGUGCCAGAAUGCCCUGUUUUACAGGGGUGCCAUUUGUUAAAGUGCAUCAUUAAUGUCCUCAAGUACAUCGUGAUAUAAAUGAGGAAGGAGGCAGCCACACAAGGAAGGUGCCAAGGAUGUGCCCUUUGGACAGGAGAGAUCCGGCAUGUCCUGCAGGGAGGUGGCACUCGGUGGGCAACGGAGAAGGAGGCUGCUCCGGGUGGCGAAGGAAGGCGUCUGGAAAGGGGUCGUGGGAAGGGCACUUGAGCAGGACCGUGGGGCUCAUUGAAGGGACUGUCACUGACUCAGAUGGGCCGGAGUACGGAGUCCCCAGGUGUGAUGGUGACACAGGCUGGACUAGGUGGGCUGGUGAAGCUCGGCUGGUGGAGUUUACAUUGGCCCAUGGGAGGUGCCACAGGGAGCCGUGCAAGGUUCGAUCAGGAUUUUGGUGGAAGCAGUGCAAGAGGGAGCCUGAACUGAGCUGUGUUUGGCCGUGGCAGGUGGAGGAGGCGGGAUGUGCCGCCGGCUGCUCACAGGCACUCCUGUCCUCCCUUCCUCAGGGCGACCUGAUCCGUGGCCUUUGAGCUUCUUCCCUCUGCUGCUGUUUCCCAGGGCUCUCCCCUCUGCUGUCUCCCUCCAUGCCCCCCAUCUCUCAGAGUUAGGUGAUUCCCCAUACCUGGGCGCAACUAGCGAAGACCACGGCCUGCUGCUGGCUCCUGGAGGCGGUUGUGGGCAGGCAGGAGGGGCAGCCAUUGCCAACAUGCUCCAGGGCCACAGCCCAGUGUUCCAGGCCUUGCUGGGGACCUUCUUCACCUGGGGGAUGACAGCGGCCGGGGCUGCGCUUGUGUUCAUCUUCUCUAGUGGACAGAGGCGGAUCUUAGAUGGAAGCCUCGGCUUUGCGGCAGGGGUCAUGCUAGCAGCUUCCUAUUGGUCUCUCCUGGCUCCAGCGGUCGAGAUGGCCACGUCCUCUGGGGGCUUUGGGGCCUUUGCCUUCUUUCCCGUGGCCAUUGGUUUCACCCUUGGAGCUGCCUUUGUCUACCUGGCUGACCUCCUGAUGCCUCAUCUGGGUGCGGCAGAAGACCCCCAGACUGCUCUGGCACUGAACUUCGACCCUGUGCUGAUGAAGAAGUGUGACCCCGAGGGUCCCGAGCUGCUUUUCUCCGAGAGCGAACUUUCCAUCAGGAUAGGUAGCGCUGGGCUUCUUUCAGAUAAGAGCGAGAACGGUGAGGCGUACCAGCGGAAGAGGACAGCGGCCCUGGCCGGGGGGCCCGCAGCCCCAGCAGCUCCUCCGGGGGCCCUGGCACCGUCCGGCGGCAGCUGGCGGAGGAUCGUGCUGCUCAUCCUGGCCAUCACCAUCCACAACGUGCCAGAGGGUCUGGCUGUUGGAGUUGGAUUCGGGGCCGUGGAAAAGACAGCGUCCGCCACUUUCGAGAGUGCCAGGAACUUAGCCAUUGGAAUUGGGAUCCAGAAUUUCCCGGAGGGUCUUGCUGUCAGCCUUCCUUUGCGAGGGGCUGGCUUCUCCACCUGGAAAGCCUUCUGGUACGGGCAGCUCAGCGGCAUGGUGGAGCCUCUGGCCGGGAUCUUCGGUGCCUUUGCCGUGGUGCUGGCCGAGCCCAUCCUGCCCUACGCUCUGGCCUUCGCUGCGGGCGCCAUGGUCUACGUGGUCAUGGACGACAUCAUCCCCGAAGCUCAGAUCAGUGGCAACGGGAAGUUGGCGUCCUGGGCCUCCAUCCUGGGGUUUGUGGUGAUGAUGUCCUUGGACGUUGGCCUGGGCUAGCGCUGGACCGCACGGACCCCAGGAGGGGCAGCACGAGGACCGGCGACGGCUGGCUGCGGUGGGGCCGCCAGCCCCUUUCUUCACGUUAGAGCCCUUUUUCCUCUCCCUCCUUUGCCUCUCCUUACUCUGAUUGACUCUGAUUACGACUAUUUCUACUUUUCCUUUUGCGGGAGAUACUGGUUUUAUUUGGAAUUUCAAGGUGUCACGCAAGGGCACGUUUUUGCUUGGCCGCUGAAGGGACGCUUUCUGCAGUGGGAUUUCCCAGAGCCUACGGACCAGGGAAAGCUCUGCUCGAAUGUCUUCACUCUCCCUUGCUGGACUCGAUGGCAGCUCCUCAAGGUCACCUACAGAAGCAAGCCACCGGGGCAGGACUGCCUGGUGCCUUGGAGCCGACCCACCAGGACGCCUGUCGCGUCCCGCCUGCUGGACCACCGCUGCUGCUCCGCCACCGCGUGGGACUCAAGCAUCGCCGCGUCGCUGCUCCCCAAGGCCCAAGGAGGGACAUUCUCUGUCUGCCUCCAGGGGAGAUGCUUAGUGUAUGGGAGGGACAUGGGUGCAGGGAGGAGAGUCAGCUGAUCUUUGGUUCAAGGCAAAGUUGCGUUAAGGGAAUACGGAAGCGGCGAAGACACAGGCUGAGAAAAGAGAACAGACUGUGGCUUUGAUGGGGGGCCCUGCUGUCCAUGGGCUCCAACAGCAAAGCCGUUUGUCAUGGUCUCCAAAUCCCCUGGACAAUUAUUUUGAUACGUUUAUAGCCUUCAUUUUUCUAAGAGACCGGGGGACACGAGGAGGCCACUGCAACUCAAACCCUUUACUUCGUUGUGGAGGAAAUCAUUUAAGCGAAGAUAAGGCAACGGAAGACACUGGAACCCGCCAUGGGUCUCACUCUGUGACCACUUGGUGACUUGUGACCUGACCCUGAACCCUUAACAUGCAGCAGACUUCACUGGAGUGUGGCCAGAGAGCUUAGGAAGAGAAAGGAAGGCAUAGGAAGAGAUAUUUUUUAAUUUCCCUUCUACAGUAAAUUUUAGCAACAUCAGCCAACACUCUGCAAUGACCCUAAAGGAUGACUUGAAGUAGACAAGUGGCCACCCACUCCACGUAGCUUCCGCUGCAGGGUGGCGGCACCUGCUGCUGCACACACAGCGAGGCCUGCCGUCCGCAAUGGUCACAGGGGCAUUUAGCAUCUUGAGCAGGCUCCGCUGGCCAGGCAGCGGCACAAGAGCCAGGUUUCAGGCAUUGGGUCACCCAUGUCUGCCCUCUGAGUUUACACGUUCGAUUGCUUCGCAGGGUAAAUUCCCUGCUCUGCGAAUACGCUAAGACCCCAAAGGCCAGUCUCCUGCUGGGCCUGCGUAUGUUCUUCCGAAGUUCUGAUGAUCAAAAUUGAAGACACGUUCAACGGUUUGAUUGGUCAAGAUUAAUUGGUUUGGUGGCUGGUGUGUGUGUGUGUAUUUCUAUGUCUCUGUAUGUAGUUCUACAUAAGGCAAACUUCUUUCUGAUGGACAAGACCUCAUAACUGUGAUUAAUAUCAAUAAAGGGGAGAUCGUUGCAGAUGAUAUGUGGCUGUGUUCAGUGUUUCUCAAAGCUGCUUCUUUCCAGGGUUGAUAAUAUAAGGGCUGAGGGCAGUGAGUCCCAACGUCUCCCCUGCAGAAGCAAAGGAAGACUCCGAUGAGCCGGGCUAGUUAGAUGGAUGGUUAUGAACAGCAGUAGCCAGCUCCACCUUACUUAGACCAAGAAUUGAAUGGAAGGCUGUCAGGGAGCUCACGAGCUCUACAGGAAAAUCAGGCUUGAAUAUGGGUUGGAUUUAAGGAAACUAGGAGUCUGGGACCAUGGCCCAAUCAGAUCUCACAAACCAGCCUCCUCAUGCCACCCCCAGGCUGAUCCUUAGAUAUUGGACAUCAGUACUCACCGUGCUUCCCCUGGCAUCACCGCCACCACGUGAGCACGAACUCUAAACUGACCUGUGGUCCUGAAAGGGACACCGAGCGCCUGGCAGAGCUCAAGUCCCGUGCCCAGGAACUAGCUGGUACUGCCUCCUCACCGAGACUCACACAGUAAUGGAAUUUCAAACUCUGAAACGUGUUCAGAAGGUAGAGAGUCAAGAGAACAGCUUAAGUUUAUGACAGUCUCGUUCUUUGACUGCUCAGCAUCUGCCUUAUUCCUCCAUUUUCUCUUUUAAAGACUUUCUUCUUAGAUAAUGGGGCCAUCCCUCAGGACGCUGAAAAUUCACACAGGCCGGCCCUUCCCAAAGGAGCCACCCCUGUGGCGGACUGCCCCAGUGGGGCGCGUUCCUGUCUCAGAUUCAAAAACUUAAACUGGAGGAGCCCAAGCUGAUGAGCGCUGACCUUGGACACUGCCGAUGCUCUGCCAGCCCCGGGCAGUGCUCAGCUGCAGGCUGAUGACUGUGGCCUCUGCCGGUACGGGAGGCCAGGGAGUCUCGCGCUGAGACAGGUUCCCAUGUCUCCAUUUGGAAUUGCCGGCCGCCCUGCCACCCCAUCAUCACUUUGUCAUUCCUAAACACAUUGCUUCUGACAAGGGGUUCGCUUUCCAGUCACAGAGGGGAGGCCACUUUGGUCUGAUCCCCCAGAAGGAGUCGUCCGUGUUGAACUAUGACGUGAAUUAUGAAAGAUCUGGUUUCAGCUGGUCUGACCUCAAUCCAUUAUCUAAUGAGAUCAAUAUUGUCCUUUUUAAGGCGGGUGUUUGUUCAGAACCGGUGAUCACAGUUGAGUUGCUCUUCCCCCUAAAAGCAGGUCUGGCGUGGAUGGGGUGGGGUGCUGCACCCCUUCUGUUUGACCUAAGGCUCCCCAUUCUGUAGAUCAUCUUUUCUCUCCCUGGAUGGUUUCUUUGAAGUUGUCCACUUACUUACAUUUUAUCUUGCUGCUCGUGCUUGCCGUGGUUUAUUAAAACUUUCAACUCCAAGAUCCACCUCAAGGAGUUUUACGUCUAUGUUUUCUUCUGGGAGUUUCACGGUUGCGGGCUAUGCACUGU
Messenger RNA from Talpa occidentalis (Iberian mole), 4762 nucleotides. RefSeq names its product solute carrier family 39 member 11 (gene SLC39A11). Gene Ontology annotation, biological process: zinc ion transmembrane transport. The record is from RefSeq and is a predicted model, not a curated record. Gene Ontology annotation, cellular component: membrane. Bases 515 to 1777 code for a protein of 420 amino acids. Lineage: Eukaryota; Metazoa; Chordata; Mammalia; Eulipotyphla; Talpidae. Gene Ontology annotation, molecular function: zinc ion transmembrane transporter activity. The transcript is spliced from 10 exons.